Molecule: messenger RNA, 833 nt
Organism: Chlorocebus sabaeus (green monkey)
Lineage: Eukaryota; Metazoa; Chordata; Mammalia; Primates; Cercopithecidae
Source: RefSeq, a predicted model, not a curated record
AUGGGAGGCCGCCUGCAGCAGCUGCCGGACGCAGGCACGCUGUACUCUGUGGGAAUGGGGCCCCUGGAGCUGUGCAGCUGGGCAGUCCUGAUUGUGGCAGCAGGAUGGAGGGGAGGGGAGGAGAAGCGGGAGGAGGCCACGGUGUCUGAACAGAAUUCUGUCACGGAUGUAGAAAGAGCCUCCCUGAGGACUUGUAAGAAAAAGUCAGAGCAGGGGCUGGCUCUCUCCGCCCAGAGACAACCUUCUAGAAGCUUUGCCCUUGAGUUACGCAGAGGUGUCCUUGCCAGGCUCUUAGCAGGUUGCUGCGGACAUGUCUGGCAAGACAAAGGUGACCGGCUUGUUCCUGUUUUCUCGGGAUUGCCCAGUUUUAGCAAUGAAAGUCCCAUGUCACAGGAAACCGCUCAGUCCUGGACAAAUCGAGAUGACAUUUUCUAUGCAUAUGCAAGCAUGUCACCAGGAGCAGAACACAGAGGAACAACACAGCUUUUGCGCUUCCAGCUGGCUCCCAUCAAGAAGUUAGAAGGGAGCCUGCAAACACGUUUUCUGCUAUCAUCUCUCCACCCUAGAAUGACUUUCCCUGGUAGAACUGGGGAAGGGGAGACGAGCAGCAGGCCCCGGAGGUCCUGGGCAGGAAUAUUAAUACCCCAACUUCCCAGCACAACAGGAGGGAGGAGGAGCGGCCAUGGCACAGUCAGGUCCUGGGGGCCCUGGAAGGUGGUUGCUGAACAGCUCGUGGGAGGCACGGAUCCUCCAGCUCACGGCGGCAGGGGCCGCCCAAGUCCUAAUGAAAACAUCUAGCUCCUGGCAGGGCGCAGCCGACACAUCGCCCGGCC